Molecule: messenger RNA, 660 nt
Organism: Truncatella angustata
Lineage: Eukaryota; Fungi; Ascomycota; Sordariomycetes; Amphisphaeriales; Sporocadaceae
Exons: 2
Coding region: 1-660 (219 amino acids)
Source: RefSeq, a predicted model, not a curated record
AUGCGCGUUUCAUAUGCUGCCAUUCUGGCACUUGCCACAUUGACCUUGAGUGCUCCUGUCAAGCGUGGUGAGAGUGUCUACGAUAACCCCAAAGCUGCCACUCUUCCAUACAAUGUCAACUCUCUAGAGACCGUCUCGGAGAAGCGUGGAGAGGCCGUUUAUGACAACCCCAAGGCAGCCACUCUUCCAUACAACCCCAACAGCCUCGAACCAGCUGAGUCGAAGCGUGCGGAGUCCGUUUAUGACAGCCCAAAGGCCGCGACCCUUCCGUAUGGUCUGAACGAACUUGACAAGAAGGGCGAGUCGGUCUACGACAACCCGAAGGCUGCCACGCUCCCGUACGGCCUCAACUCUCUCACCACUAAGCGAGGUGAGGCUGUCUAUGACAACCCAAAGGCUGCCACGCUCCCGUACGGCCUCAACUCUCUCACCACCAAGCGAGGUGAGGCUGUCUAUGACAACCCAAAGGCUGCCACGCUCCCGUACGGCCUCCACUCUCUCGUUGUUAAGCGAGGUGAAGCUGUCUAUGACAACCCAAAGGCCGCUACGCUCCCUUACAGUGUCAACUCCCUUGAGACAGUCUCUGAGAAGCGAGGCGAAAGUGUCUAUGACAACCCCAAGGCCGCUACCUUGCCCUAUAACGUCAACACUCUUGUUUAA